Molecule: messenger RNA, 1253 nt
Organism: Manihot esculenta (cassava)
Lineage: Eukaryota; Viridiplantae; Streptophyta; Magnoliopsida; Malpighiales; Euphorbiaceae
Product: zinc finger protein 7
Exons: 1
Coding region: 461-1060 (199 amino acids)
Source: RefSeq, a predicted model, not a curated record
AUAUAAAUUUUCAUUCUUCAUCUCUUUAUCUUAAUUAACAGGAUUGAAAUUUAGGUGAAACUUAUCACAACACAGAGCUGUCAAUUUAGAGGAACAGAAGAUAUUCAUGACAAAACAACAGAAAUAUGAACAUGAAAAAAUAAAUAGUGAUUUGACUACUGAUGACAUUAUAGACAAUUAAGCUUCUGUUUCAUAUCAGUCUCAAGAGGAUCUUGUCUCUGAUGUUAUAAGAAGAAGUGUGUUAAAAAGUUAAAAAAUGAUGAGUCAGCAACCCUAAGCUUUCAAACCACCAACUCUAUUACUUGACAUAAGCAUUGUGGGAUCACUCUCACAGAUAAAAAUUUUAAUAUUAUCUUCUCGCUGUUCCUCUUCUUUAUAAAUACUCUUUUCUCUUCUGUAUUAAAUUCCUCCUUGAUCAAUCUCCCACAAAAACUUCCCAUAAAUAUAUCUUUCUGCUGCCAUGAUUUUCCAGAGGGAAGAAGAAGAAGAAGCAACAUACAAGUCUUCUGUUAAUAGCCAAGAUGCUGAAUCAAAAGUCACCAUUACUGAUCAAACAGGAGCUGAAGAUGAUAAUAUGAAGCAAUGGCUGAGUCUAGGCGUCAACAGACAUCAACAGCCUGCUGCACCUGGAGACAAUGAUGCUGCAUCAUCUUCAAAACCUGCCAAUAACAAAGUGUUCUCAUGCAACUUUUGCAUGAGAAAAUUUUAUAGCUCACAAGCGUUGGGGGGUCACCAGAAUGCUCACAAAAGAGAACGAGGAGCUGCUAAGAGAUUCCAGACUCAUAGAAUGAUGAUGGCGAGUACAACAGCAGUAGGGUUUCCAUUCAAUCCUGUCACCGUUAGAUCACUUGGUGUUCAAGCUCAUUCACUUGUGCACAAGCCUAGCAGAGAAGGGACGAGUUUGGUGGCUCGAUUUGGGGAUGCAAAUGCAGGUUUUGGCUUGGGUUGGACACCAUUUAUGAUUGAAGAAGCAACGGAUUUGGUCUGGCCAGGAAGCUUCCGUGUAGACAAAGAACAGCCUUCAGAUUUGCAUAAGAUAGACUUAAAUCUUAGGUUGUGAUCAUGCCAUUUUUAGCCUUUUUUUUUUUGAAAUUUUUUUUUUUGCUUUUCUUUUUUAACUUUUAUUUUCCUGAUUAAUCUUGUCUAUGUAAUCUGAUAAAUUAAUAUGCACAUUCUUGAAAUAAAGAUAGAUGUGUACGCCUAUGCAAAUAAAGAUAAAGGUAUAUGAAGAAAUCCAGUACUGGGUUUGGUUG